Messenger RNA from Entamoeba invadens IP1, 978 nucleotides. RefSeq lists its product as hypothetical. Gene Ontology annotation, cellular component: checkpoint clamp complex. The record is from RefSeq and is a predicted model, not a curated record. Bases 1 to 978 code for a protein of 325 amino acids. Lineage: Eukaryota; Evosea; Mastigamoebida; Endamoebidae. The transcript has 2 exons. Gene Ontology annotation, biological process: DNA damage checkpoint signaling; DNA repair.
AUGUCACAACCUUCAAGUAUCCUAAGUGAAGCUCAGAGCAAAAUAUUGACAACACCUUGUUCUACACAAGGCCAAGUUGAAGAGUUAACGAACCGAGAUUGUAAUUUGAUGUACACUUCAAAUCAAGUGAGAAUACUUCUAUCGACCCUCCAUAUCCUUUUUAAUAAGAACACUAACACCCCAUACGCCACGAUGUGGGUCGACAACAAAGGCAUUAAAAUAUUUACAGAAGAACGUGGUGUGUUUCAAACGAUCAUUUUCUGGCAGAAGGACUUAUUCACAACAUUUGCGGAUAUGGCGAACGAUACCGAUCUCCACAUCCACUUCCCUAUGAAAGAGUUUUUAACAUUCUUUGAGACAAUGAACUACGAACAAAACACAACCCUCACGUUAUGCAUUUCAGUGAAUAACGAAUUGUUGUUACAACUCAGCGACCCCAUUGUAACAGCCAGAAUCAAAAUUCAGAACAUCGCAGAUUUACAACUUCCUACACAUGUAUUCGACUUUAAUAAUUAUCCAACGACAUUGUAUCUCACUUGUCAGUCACUGGUAUUACUCCCUAUAUUCUCUUCAUUACCUAAAAACCACAUUUUCAUUAACUUCGAAGCAUCAAGAUUGGGAGAGUUGAAUAUUAACUCGGGUUCUCCAACAGACUCCAUUGAAACUAUUUAUAAAAACACUUCAUUUGAGCACUUCGAGUGUUCCCAAAACAUUUCUGCUCGGUACCGACUGUCAUUCUUCAAAAACAUUAAAAAGGCAGUGAAGCGCUCAAAGCAGGUGACUCUUCUGAUCAACCAAAACAAAUUAAUGUAUAUCGAGUGCUCUUUUCUGUCACAAGAUAGAAAUGUGAAUGCAGAAAUCGCGUUUUAUGUAUCAGGGCAAGUAGACGACCUCCCCGAUGUAGCAGCAAAACAAGAGGAGACUCAAAACAGUCAACCAAAGACUUCAUCAGAAACAAAACUCUCACAGAAGCUUUAA